AUGAAGUUGUUCACGUCGGUCCUCGUUCUCGUCUCAUGGCUCGCCUCUUUCACCACAGCCGACAGGGUUCUCGAGUCCAAGUCGCUCAACAGCUGUCAACGAGGCUCUUUGAUCACCGCCAGUCUUUUCCAUGUUGUCAUCACUCCCAACAACUCGGUCGCCACCUUCAAUGUCAACGCUGUAGCCUCGGUCCAGGGCAGAGUCGUCUUUGACGUCGCCCUCGUCGUCUACGGCUACCAGUUCAUCCGCCAAGUCGUCGACCCUUGUUCCUCGACCCUUGACCUCCCUGCUCUUUGUCCCAUGACACCUGGUGAUAUCGACAUCAAGUUCAACUUCAAACUCGGCGAUGCUUUGGACCAAGUUCCCGACAUCGCCUAUGGCAUUCCUGAUUUGGAUGCUACUGUCCGCGCCUUUGUCAAUAUGACCGACACUGGGGAGAGCGUCGCUUGCGUCGAGGCCGACUUCUCCACUGGAAAGACCGUCGAACAGCUCUCCGUCAAAUGGGUUACCGCCAUCAUCAUCGGAAUUGGCCUCGUCUCGUCGGCCUGCAUCUCACUAGCCGGCUACGGCAAUGCAGCUGCCCAUCUCGCUGCCAACACCCUGGCCCUCUUCACAUACUUCCAGGCCCAAGCUAUCAUCGGACUCACAGGAAUCACCAUGCCGCCCAUCGUUGACGCCUGGACUCUGAACUUCCAAUGGACCAUGGGCAUCAUCCGACUUGGCUGGAUGCAGGACAUCUUCACCUGGUAUCAACGCGCAACAGGUGGCACGCCUGCUCGCAUCUUCGAUCAUCUUGCCACUUCCUCAGUCCAAGUCGCCAAGCGAUCACUCGACUACAUUCCCGGCGCCGCAACUCUUGCUCGCCGUAGUUUUGCCAUGACCAAACGGGCCAACAUCGAGCUUGAGAGUGGUUCCUUCCUGGUCUACGGUAUCCAGCGUGUCGCUUUCCGCUCCCACAUCGAGACGACGAACCUCUUCGUCACCGCUCUCACCUUCUUCCUCAUCGCAAUCGUCUUCACCUGCAUACUCGUUCUUCUCGCCAAGGUUGUCCUUGACCUGUUCGCAAAGCAGGCUUGGAUUAAGCAUGAGCGAUUCCUCGAGUUCCGAACCGAGUGGCAGACAAUCCUCAAGGGCAUCCUUCUUCGACUCACCCUUAUGGGCUUUGCUCCCAUGGUCAUUCUUUGUCUCUGGGAAUUCACUCAAGUUGACUCACCCGCAUUGGUUGUUCUUGCUGUCUUCUUCCUCAUUUUCGUGACAGCUACCCUUGCCAUGGCGGCCUUCAGGAUCGUCACCAUUGCGCGACACAGCAACCCCGUCGUCACCCUGUUCUCCGACUCGCGAGUAUUGAACAAAUGGGGCUUCCUGUACAUCCCGUACCGAGCUUCGGCCUAUUAUUUUGUUGUGCCUCAGCUUGCUUAUGUUUUCGUCAAGGGCAUGUUCAUCGCCCUGAGCCAGAAGAGUGGCCCAGUCCAGGCCGUUGCUCUCAUUGUCAUCGAAGUCGCUGCCUUGAUCGCUACGAGCGUCAUGCGGCCUUUCAUGGAUAAGAGUGUCAACUCUUUUAACAUCGCCAUCUUUGUGCUCAACUUUCUCAACUCCAUCUGCCUCUUCAUCUUCACCAACGUUCUGGGUAUGCCUAGGAUGGGUCCUUCAGUCACUGGCCUCGUCCUCUUCGUCGCCAAUGCAGCCUUUUCGCUUAUUCUGCUCCUCAUGAUCAUCAUUUCCAGUGCGCUCGUCUUCUGGCGCAAGAACCCAGAUGCCCGAUACCAGUUCAUGGCUGACGAUCGAGCAUCUUUCAUGAAGUCCAAGUCGUCGACGCAGAUUGACACCAUGGGACAGCUUGACGCAUUGGCUGCCACAGCCCGUGGUGACCCGACUGGCCACUCUCGCCCUGUGUCGAGGUCAUCAUCCGAAAUAGCUGCGCAGAUCUACCGUCCAGGCCCACCACAGCAUGCAGUCAGUUCUUCCAUCUCCUCGAGGAGUCCCCACAAAGACUCGCAAGUCGACAUUAGAACGGCAGAGCGCCAAGAUGCGUGA
Fusarium coffeatum is the source of this 2034-nucleotide messenger RNA. RefSeq lists its product as uncharacterized. Lineage: Eukaryota; Fungi; Ascomycota; Sordariomycetes; Hypocreales; Nectriaceae. Bases 1 to 2034 code for a protein of 677 amino acids. Gene Ontology annotation, biological process: transmembrane transport; fungal-type cell wall biogenesis. The record is from RefSeq and is a predicted model, not a curated record. The transcript has a single exon.